AUCUCCGGCGGUACAGUCGGUGAAGAAAGGCUCCGCACGCCGUGAUUCGCUUAUCAGUUUAUCAAAUAAAGACUUCGAUAUUAACUUAAGGCUUACCCACAAUUGCGAUUAUAACGAUUGGCCUCGAGAUCGUGGACUGAACGUCAUUUAUUUUCAAGUAAAUCUUUAUACAAUAAAGCAGUAUUUACUGUUUACCGUUUCCUUGUAAAAUUUCGUAGUAUCCGUUUAUAUUAAGACAAACACAAUUAUAAAGCGAAAUAUUGUUUGGAAAUGUGUACAUUAAUAAGUUUCUUUGGAGUGUGAAAUUCAGAGAUAGUCCUCAAAAUGAACACCGAAAUUAAAAAACAAGAAGAAUACGACCCGUUUGAACACCGGAUAGUUGAAAAACCAAGUUCGGAUCUGAGGGCAACAGCAAAUAUAAUAAAAGCUUCUUUGGGAUCCGGGCUUCUUGCUGGUCCAUUGGCGUUUUCCAACUCUGGAUGGGGAUUGGGACUUGUUGGGACUCUCUUGAUCGGCAUAAUAUGUGGACACUGCGUUCAUAUACUCGUCAAGACAUCUCGAGGUUGCUGUAAGAUAGAACGCAAACCACUUCUUGGGUACGCAGAAACGUGUAAGUCUGCAUUUCAGAAUGGUCCCAAGUGUGUCCGACCCUACGCCACUGCUGCCAGUAUUUUUGCGGAAUUUGCGUUGGUCUGCACUUACGUGGGCGUUUGCUGCAUCUAUACUGUUCUGAUAUCCGACUCCAUAAAACAGCUCGUUGACAGAUAUGUGCCGGGUGUCAACCUCUCCGUGGAAUAUUAUUGCUUGAUUACAUUAGUUCCUUUGUGCUUGCUCAGUCAAGUGAAAUAUCUCAAAUGGUUAGCAAUUUUCUCGUUACUAGCCAACUUAUUCCUAAUUCUUACGUAUUUCAUUUGCUUAUAUUAUAUAUUUGGAAGUGACAUAAACUUAUCUGACAAGAGAGUGGUCGGCGACCCAUCAAGAAUUCCAGCAUUUAUAUCAACAGUCAUCUUCGCAAUGGAGGGCAUCGGGGUAGUGAUGCCUGUCGAAAACGCUAUGAAGAAACCCCAGCACUUCCUCGGUUGUCCGAGCGUGCUCGUCGUAGCGAUGUCAGCUAUCGUCUUCUUUUACAGCACUCUCGGUGUGUUCGGAUACUUACGUUAUGGAUCAGUGUUGCGGGGAUCGAUCACUCUGAACCUUCCCAUAGAUGAUGUGCCAGCGAUAUGUGCUAAAGUGUUUAUAGCGUUAUCAAUUUUCUUCACUUACCCUCUGCAGUUUUACGUGGUAUUUGAUAUAGUUAAGAAAUAUACAGAUGGUUAUAUUAAGGACCAGUAUCGCACUGUAACCGAAUUCUCAGCGAGAACUGCGGGCGUUUGUUUCUGCGUCGGAAUUGGCGUGGCUUUGCCUCUAUUAGAACAAAUUAUAAACAUCGUCGGCGCCUGCUUCUAUUCCAUCCUCGGCCUGAUAAUCCCAGGGGUCGUAGAGACGGUGUUCAGGUGGGAAAACCUGGGAAAGUUUAAAUGGGUGCUUUGGAAAAACAUACUUAUUGUACUGUUCGGCUUGGGCAGUCUCAUAUCUGGCUGUACCGUUACGAUCAUGGACAUUAUAACAAUACUGCAUCAACAGACCGACUGAGACUCUGCUCGAAGAAUCCCGACAUGUUUAUCGUUAAUUCUGUAGUGUAAAUUUGUUAAUUUUAUAUAUUUUCAUAAAUUAUUAAAUUUUUUAUUAAGA
This is a messenger RNA of Vanessa tameamea, 1731 nucleotides long. Its product is annotated as proton-coupled amino acid transporter-like protein pathetic. The record is from RefSeq and is a predicted model, not a curated record. Gene Ontology annotation, biological process: amino acid transmembrane transport. The coding region runs from base 325 to 1632 and encodes 435 amino acids. The transcript is spliced from 8 exons. Lineage: Eukaryota; Metazoa; Arthropoda; Insecta; Lepidoptera; Nymphalidae. Gene Ontology annotation, molecular function: L-amino acid transmembrane transporter activity.